AUGAACGCGUCGGGACGGCUGCCGGCGGGGGGCGAGGAAGAGCCCCCAGGAGCUGCUCUGCUGCCGUUGGGCGGGAACGGCAGCGCGGGCGGCGGCCCCGGGGAGCUGCGGGAGGCGACCCACGCCGUAACGCUGGCGGCCUGCGUCUGCCUGCUGGCCCUCAUCUUCUGCCUGGGCUCCUACGGCAACCUCAUCGUCCUCCUGUCCUUCUUCGAUCCCGCCCUCAGGAAAUUCAGGACCAACUUCGACUUCAUGAUUCUUAAUCUCUCCUUCUGCGACCUCUUCAUCUGUGGGGUGGCCGCCCCCAUGUUUGCCUUUGUCCUCUUCUUUGACUUGACCCGAGGCGUCCCGGGCGCCUUCUGCUUCACCUUCCACCUCACCAGCUCCGGUUUCAUCAUCAUGUCGCUCAAGACAGUGGCAGUCAUUGCCCUGCACCGGCUGCGCAUGGUGCUGGGGAAGCAGCCACACCACACAGCCUCCUUUCCUUGCACCCUUCUUCUCACGCUGCUCUUGUGGGCUACUAGCUUCACCCUGGCCACCUUGGCCACCCUCAAAACCCAUGGCUCCCGCCUCUGCUUGCCCAUGUCCAGCUUUGCUAGUGGCAAGGGGAAGAUCAUCCUCUACCUUUACGUCAUUGACUUCAUCUGCUGUGUGGCUGUGGUGUCUAUCUCCUACGUUAUGAUCGCCCAAGCCCUGCGGAGGAAUGCCCAGGUGAGGAAGUGUCCACCUGUGGUGGCUGUAGAUGCCCCCAGACUGCAGCCCUUCAUGGGACCCCUGGCCACUGGGGCCAGGGAGGGUGUGCAAAGCUCCAUGCCUGCCUUGUACAGGAACCAGAGCUACAGCAAGCCACAGCAUGUCCAGAGGCAUGGCUAUGCCAAGCGUCUUGGCCAGCCGUUGGCCACUACUGGCCGGCUCCAGCUAGUGUCAGCAGUCAACCUGUCCACAGCCAAAGACUCCAGGGCAGUGGUGACGUGCAUCAUCAUUGUCCUUUCAGUAUUGGUUUGUUGCUUGCCCUUGGUCAUCUCUUUGAUGCAGGACAUGCUGUCCAGUAGCAGUGGCUUUGUUCUCUACCAGUUUGAGCUGUGUGGAUUUACUCUCAUUUUUUUCAAAUCAGGAUUAAAUCCUUUUAUAUAUUCCCGCAAUAGUGCGGGACUUCGGAGACGGGUCCUCUGGUGCCUGCAGUAUGUAGCCCUUGUCUUUUUUUGCUGCAAGCAGAAGACAAGGCUUCGAGCCAUGGGCAAAGGCAGCCUGGAAGUCAACAGAAACAAGUCAUCCCACCAUGAGACGAAUUCAGCCUACAUGUUGUCUCCAAAACCUCAGAAAAAGUUUAUGGACCAAGCUUGUGGUCCUAGUCACUCCAAGGAAAGCGUGCUGAGUCCUAAGGCAUCUGAUGGACACCAGCACUAUGCACAGAGCAGCUCCACCCCCAUGAACACCCGAAUCGAGCCCUAUUACAGUAUCUAUAACAGCAGCCCUUCCCUGGAAACGAGCACGCCAAACAGCUUACAGCCAGCAAACUCAGCUUUCGGGUUUGCCAAACCUUACAUUGCCAUGCAUUAUCACACCACCCAUGACUUGGUGCGAGACUAUGACAGUGCUUCAACCAAGCAGAUACCAGUGCCCUAG
Molecule: messenger RNA, 1626 nt
Organism: Indicator indicator
Lineage: Eukaryota; Metazoa; Chordata; Aves; Piciformes; Indicatoridae
Gene: GPR75
Product: G protein-coupled receptor 75
Exons: 1
Coding region: 1-1626 (541 amino acids)
Biological process (GO): G protein-coupled receptor signaling pathway
Cellular component (GO): membrane
Molecular function (GO): C-C chemokine receptor activity
Source: RefSeq, a predicted model, not a curated record